Haliotis rufescens (red abalone) is the source of this 7563-nucleotide messenger RNA. RefSeq lists its product as uncharacterized. The coding region runs from base 216 to 1070 and encodes 284 amino acids. Lineage: Eukaryota; Metazoa; Mollusca; Gastropoda; Lepetellida; Haliotidae. The transcript has 4 exons. The record is from RefSeq and is a predicted model, not a curated record.
GCUGUGCUGGAGUCGUUCCUAGGUCCAUGUUAUCAACUUCAGCAUGGUUAUAUAAGAUGUUUAGAGAGCGCAUCACGGACGCCAUGGACAAGGUGUAUGAAAUUCCUGGUCAAUAGACCUGGGCAUUCUAAAUUGUAAGAUGGCGGAGGGAUGCCACACUUCCGGUUAUUAUCACCCUCCACGUCCGCCAUUGCACAACAUGUCCGCCAUCUUGAAUGUUCCCGCAAAUGAUGCAGGAUUAUAAUAGAGCAGCUGAAAACUGCCGAGACCGAGAACUCCUUGAUGUUAUCCUUCAAAAGCAAGACGAACACCGCAGUGACGCCGGAUCUCGCAUAUCCACGCUUCUCGCAAGAACUAACGGGAACCUCAGUCGGCCAUCGAGCUUCUCCAGACGAUCUCUGAACCUCUCGCGCCAAAGUCUCGCAAGCGCGUCACGUGUCACGCUGUGUGAAAAGGAGAGCAGCGUCAUCAAGUUCCUCUACAGUCUUGGCCUUCUGUGUCUCGCCUCCCUCAUUCUGUGUGUCCUGUCCCUUCAGAUUAUCUUCUCCCUGGGGGGUGCGGAGGUGGACUUUACCCCCGGGACUGGCGCCACCCUCAUCAACUCCACCUCUGUGUAUGACAGUGUGCUGGAGGUUACAGUUGCUAUGUCAAUGUUUGUCAUUAUGAUGGACAUUUGCUGUCUCAUGGUGUGUUCAAUGCAAUGUUUCUUCGCAUCCAAGAUUCUCAAAACCACGGAGGGAGAAGAAAGAGCACUGAAGUAUCUGAGGGAGUGCUCCAGUAGCAGGUUUAUCGCUGUCAUCGGCUUCUUCCUGUCCAUACCAUCUUUCUUGCUGGCUCUCAUGUUGUUUGCGAUUAUGAAGUUGAAGACGACCCCGGCACUGACAUCAAGCGUUAUCCUCGGAGCUGGGAUUCUGUUCUGCAUACUCAGCGUUAUGCAGAACUCUUACCAUUGGCGAGCCGAGAAAAGCCGAGCGGACGAGGGACUACCGGUUUAUGAAACCCCUCCACAUUCUCAUAAGACUGCGGGGGAAGUCAACGUACCUCGGAACGAGUUGUCUACCCUUGUUUGACACAACGCCGACGUUAGUGAAUACAUCUGACGGCAUUCGGAACACUUCGGUUGGUAACGUAGAGCUUUUGCAACCGGAAAUACCCGAGGAAAUCCGAGUUAAAAGAAGCAUUUGCGAUAAAAGUGGCGCUUGAAAGAAGAUAGCCUACGAGUGGUUUGUGGUUUGUUGUGGAAGUAUGGAUUCCACUAAAACUGGAAAAGCAAGAUAUUGUUAAUUAAUGAGAUGUCAUCUUGAUCUAUUUUCUGAAGGAGUCGGGAAUCAAUGUUGAAAGGCCUGGAAUUAGUGGAAGGUGGUGUGAUAGACAAGAUAUUACUAGGAGCUGUGUUGUACUAGUAUCUCGAUGACUGUUUGAGGAUUCAAGGUGAUAAAGUCAGCGAAUGGAAUUUUUCCACCGCCAAAUGUGGAGCCAUCUUGGCUAUUUUGUGUGUGAGAGGAAGUCUUGGAGUGCCAGAUAGCACUAGCGUCAUUGACCCGGGCCGUUUACGAUGGAGCUUCUGUGGGGGAAUGUGUAUCACUAGCGACAGACAUCAAGCAUCAGGACGUGACCUUGUAGUCAGGGCAUGGCUUAGAGGAGGCCACCGUCGGCCGACUACCAACACGUAGUGCACAAUACAUUACUUACAUCAAUUCGAUAGUUUCGGAUAGAUAUCAUUGGAUUGAGGUUACAUUGUAGCAGGUCGUCCUAUUGAAGGUCCUCCAGUAGUUUUAACCAUCCCAUUUCUGAUUCUUUAUCCCUUUCAUCAUCGUCUUUGUGAAUAUUGUUUGAAUCAUCUAGAGCUUUUCUCCAGGACCAUUUGCAUUUAAUGUAUUUUUUCCAGAUGUCUUGUUUUGUUGUUUAAUUAUAAUUAUCUAACCUGUAUAUAUGUACAAUUCUAAUGUCAAAUUAAUUGUAGACCAACGUAAGCUGACGGAAGAAUUGAAGACAUGGAUUAACCAAAUUAUGCAUGCCAUGUGUCAGUGUUAAGCUCAUUAUGAUGUAAAGGGGGAAAUUGAUUUGGAUUUUUUUUGUGAAAAAUAAUCUUAUGACGAGUAAGGUCUGUGAAUUUGAGAAGAUUACAUAAAUGGAUGAUAUGAAAGUAUUUGCGCCAUCAAUAAUUAGAUAAAUCGCCGUUUACUAUUACUUCAACUAGAAUGGUACCUAAACCACUGUUAUUUUGUAAUAUUGCAAUAGAGUUCCAAGAAUUACCAAUAGCGCAUGAUACAUGUGAGGAUUUGAGGAAGUAUUUCGAUACUUUACCGUUUUGAGGAUAAUCCUUACAUCAUUUGUUCCAGACCUACAAUUUAGAAAGAUAACAUGUAAGAUCAUUAUGUUACAUGUGACAGUGGCAAAGUUCACUUUAAUCAUUCUUUGUUGAUGUCACUUGAAACAUUUUCAAAUGUCUGUUGAAGUUUGCUAAGUAUAAUUAACAUAACUGUAACAUAUAUCGGGGCGAUCGGGUAAUCUAGUGGUUAAAGCGUUCGCUCGUCACGCCGAAGACUCGGGUUCGAUUCCCGACAUGGGUACAAUGUGUGAAGCCCAUUUCUAGUGUUCCCCGAUAUGAUAUUGCUAGAAUAUUCCUAAAAGCGGCGUAAAACCAUACUCACUCACUCACUCACUGUAGCAUAUAUGAACCAGCCGCUGUUGGUUUACCCUUUACUGCUGUUUGUAUUUCACAUAUUGUGGCAUGGCACAGGAUAUUAAAACAGCUCAAAUGAGUCGAGUCAAAUUUCGCUUGAGGCGUUUAACACCUAUUUAUGUAAUGACAUCAGUUAAUGUCAUCAGUUAAUGUCAUCAACAGUGGAAGUCUUCCAGCUGGAUGCCUAAAUAGCAAGCGUUGAAUUUAACGGCCGAACAAUCAGUUUCGGUCAUGGUAGCCAAAAGAACAGCAAGACAAUUAUGUCAGGCGAGCUACGUUCAUGACUCUGUUGCAGCAUUUUUGCCGAACGUUAUGAUCUGUUGCCAUGGCGACCAGUGCUUAGAGCAAAGUUGUGCAAAGUCACUGUGUAAAAACGAUAUGUGCUUUAAUGACAACUACAGGUUUAAUUGACUUUGGAAAUGGAAUCAUAUUUUUUUCUGGUUGAUCAUGGCCCGAAGCAGAAAUGAAUUUAAUGUGUGAUGGUUGGAGGGAUGAGCUUUAUAGUCCUAAACCCGUCGAAAUAUGUGAUGUAUUUCCCAUUUGAAAAUACAAGAAAAGAAAAUAUGCUGUUAUUAGAACAUAAUUUGCUAGAGCACAUGGAUCAUUUUUACUCGUACCAAACGAAAAACGUUGAAUCAGUAUGCAAGGACGUGAUGAAAGCGUUUUCCAGAUUCCAAAGUGAAGAAAUUUGCGUUGACCGUUUCCGAGAAUGACACGCAGAUGAAUUUAAAACUUAUCUUCCAAUCCUAAGAUAUAGGGAUUUAUUAGUAGCAAAUGUAUAUUGUACACCAACAAAACCAAACUAGUAUUGUAAAAAAUCAAUAGCAUAUUUUAGAGCAAUGCAUAGUGUUUUAAGAGUUGAUCCCCAUGUUAUGAAGUAUAAAGAGUUUAAUUGAAAUAAAAGUCAGCUGCAGGAUAAUCCUAGGUAGUAAUAUUAUCUGAAAUAUAAGCAAACUUUCUAUGUGGAGAACAUAUUUCAGUUUCAAAAUCUUAUUUAACUAACACUAUUUAAAGUUAUCCUGUACACAAGUGUAACAACGCACAAUACCUCAUCAUCGAUAUGGACCCUUAUUCUAAGUCCAGUUUAAGCCCCCUUGAAGUAUGAGUAAUUGACGUUUAUCGCGUGUCGAGUCCACAGAGAUUGGCACUUAGCAUGAAAGGCGGUUCUGAAGAGUAUCUGUUCUAUCUCGUACAUUAUGGGAGGACGUAUAUCAAAAUUGCGAGCUUGGAAAUUACGACCCAUGCUUAUUUACUGAACUCAACACUCAUAUGAAUUCAUAUUCAUGGUUGACCUUUUCCUUCUUUACGAAACAGCACAACAGAGCUUAUGCUUAGAAACCCCAACAGAACGAAUCCUUAGAAACCAAAACUUCUCUAACGAUUUUUGGCUGAGGCUUAGGAUAAUUGGAAAAUAUUUUCCAGGUUGGCUCAGGAGUUCUGGCAAUAAAGAAACCUGCCUCCCGAACAUCGCUUCAAACAGUACAAGCGGCCGCCAAUACACGCCUGUCGUGAGUCUAAGGGAUCAAUAUUUGACUCUCGGGGACUGUUUCUGGGGAAAUUCCACUUUUUUUUGACUGCCAGGAACGAUGGUACCUUCACUGACAAAUUGGUUCGCCUCUCGCUUUGUAAUUCAAGCUCAGAUUAGGUUGCAGUUGGACACUGGAACCCAGACAGGGGGAAAUUGGUUUUGUGUGUCGAAGAGAGGAAGUCUGAAUUAAUCUGAAUACUCUGAAGUUGUGAUAAAAUGGUAAAAACUUGACUGUCAGACGUUGAAGACGGCUGAAAUGCUGGGGCAGGCGAAUGAUCAUAUUACAUGAUUAACACUUGCAUUUAGCUUCAUUGCAAUCAGUUAUAAUUCAUUUAUAGUUUCAGUUUAGAAACAUGGAUGAAAUAUAUCAUCUUGCGCUUUCAUAAUUCGUCAGUCUUUGAUAUCCCUGAUUGAUAAAAUGAUAAAAGAAGAGUCGUUUUGGUUUAAUGAGAACUGAUAGCAGUAUCAAAGAAAAGUAAAUGACAUGCAUUUCAGAGAAUGUUGGACGUAUUAAAGAAAACAAAUAAUUUCCGUUUAACCAAUUCCUAUUAAUCCUUAUGAAAUGUUAAUCAAAUUUAAGUGUAAAGAAAAUAAAAGAAAUGGUAAUAUUAAUGGGUCCUUUAAGAAGAAUUGAUACUUUGCAAUCGGAGCCCCUUUGAGUCACUCUAGGUUAUAACUAAUGACACAAGUGUCAAACAAAUCUAUUCAAGAAUAAUCAGGAACAACAGCAACGGUUCGGAGAUGAGAUCCGGCGAAAGGUGGCAGCAAUAUAUUUGACUUAUGCGAACGAAGCCGUUUUUGAUAGAGCGGCUCUCUGUAAUGGACAAGUUCAAUUGACACCUCACACAAGUGAAUUCUUUGACAAGUAUAAUGGUGAAUUUCGGUAAUUUUCAAUAAAUAAACAUGAGGUAGGACGUGUUCUUAAAGCUGUAAUUUCUGUUUCCUGGCAUUCCUAAUUGAGGUUGACCCCUUGCCAAAAUAGAACGUGGAAUGCCAGGUGAACUGAAGAAACACGGGGCUCUCAAAAGUCGGAGACACUUUAAAGGCCUCAAGGCUAACAGAACGUGAAGUGUAUACAUUUUAAGGAUUAAUAUUACCAUCGAUGUUGGAUGAUCUGGGUUUCUUCUGUAAUGUCUUUUAAUAGAACAUAUAUAAUCGCAAGAAUUUGAAGAAGUACACAAAGCUGUUGAAAUAACAUUGUUAGAACAUAAGACCCAUCCAGAGAAGCAUUUGCCUCCAGUGGUUUCACGUCAUGAACAGUAACGACCGCGAUCAGAACCGUCGUUGUUGGUGUCUACAUUUCAGCUGAGAUAGCUCGUUACGAAUCUCAGAGAUCAUGAUGUAACAACUGGACUGUGGUCAGUGUCACUGGAUGUAGUUCUCGAUGACUGCGUGUCUGCUGAUUAGGUUCGUUAGUGAACAUAUUCAGAGGUUCUGAACAACUGAAUUCUUGAUCCAUAAGCGCAAACCAAACGCGUACAUCUAAACGACAACCACUAACGAUCCUGGCUUUUUUAACCGUUGAACUAUGGACAGGUUUUGAGAUUCUUGAGAACAUUACGUCAAAAUUAUCCUGAAUAAGGAUGAACUAUUAGUCUUUAUUAUAUUGGUUAGUUCUUUCAAACAACGUGAAGGUUCAUACAUCUAUACUCCCAACUGUAGUGAGCGUUUGGAAACCAAGGUCCAGGAAAAAUGGAAGAAGGCCGGCUACUUCACUGAUUUGAGUGAACUUCAAUGGUAGAAUCUUGAAGGUCCAAAGUGGUUUAUAGUAGGUUGGAGUUUUUCUUAAUAAUAACAUUAAAAGAUGAAUGAAUUCUGCUACUCCCAAGUGGUUCCUAUUUUGCAACACGUGUAGUAGUUUACCCGACGGUUCGUAUUGGCAAGGUUCGGCGGUCACCUGAAAAUGAAUUGCAGUAGCUUUUGAAAUUUUGGAAUCAUUUUCGUAAACAGAUUUAAUCACAUGGCUGCCUGGAGUGACUGCAUUCGACGAGGGAAUUAUCACGGGCAGAUCUAAAAUCAUUCAUCCACUGAAUGAAAAGCAGUAUUACGUUUUGAUGAUCGUAUAUGAAAUGGGACCUGACGGACAAAAGAACCUUUGAGGUCGAAACAUCAAGUUUUGGUCUUUACGUUUAUCAUUCCGAUUUACGCAGAGACAUUUAGUUGCUUGCUUCCAAAUAAAACGAAGAGGUCAUAAAUCUACGAAAACAAGUUCAUGGAAUUACAAAUGAUAAUUACAAACCUAGACCAAAUUUUCGACGUUUCCUGUCAUACGCGAUGAAAGACCAACUGCAUGCAAUAUAGGCGAUCCUGACACACGUUGAAAGACCAACUGCAUGCAAUAUAGGCGAUCCUGACACACGUUGAAAGACCAACUGCAUGCAAUAUAGGCGAUCCUGACACACGUUGAAAGACCAACUGCAUGCAAUAUAGGCGAUCCUGACACACGUUGAAAGACCAACUGCAUGCAAUAUAGGCGAUCCUGACACACGUUGAAAGACCAACUGCAUGCAAUAUAGGCGAUCCUGACACACGUUGAAAGACCAACUGCAUGCAAUAUAGGCGAUCCUGACACACGUUGAAAAAGCUUAGAUUUGGAACCUGAUCUUCCGGUGUUUUAUCAGACUGCGUAUUCUUUGAAAAGUCUCGACCUUCAUAUAAAUGAGAUGAUUUAGAUAUAUACGAGAUCAUUUAUAGAUUUUCCAUGUUUGCAGCAUUUUGAUAACACCAGGAUGCGCCACGAAAAGUUUCAUGUUCAUCUAAAUAUCCACUAUUGUUGAUUAUUGAGAGCGUAUAUAAAUACCACAGAAUCUUGUUACCGAAAGGCAUAUAUAUAGCUUCUCCGCUUGUAUUCUCAAAAUCAAUUGAAAUAUGUCAAGACUGUUUAAGAAAACGUUUCGUGAAAAAUCACUGAGGUGGAAAUCAUUCAGCUAGGAUAUUUGUCAUAAACCGAACUGGAAGCCUUGCCGUGGUUAUCUCCAGACUAUGGCAUUAUGUCAGUGAACAGGACUUGCAGCAGUUGUUGGACUUUAAUCGACGUGUGGCCAGGCUGACUUAAAUAGUCACUAAUCGUUUGCAAAUGCAAAUAUCUCCUUAGCUCGUUAGGAACAGUAUCAAUCAUAUUAAAAGCCACACUGACACCGAAUAUGAAUCAAUGGCCAUGCAAUUUUAGAUGGUCGGUUUCUGUUGAUAUUGUACCACGUAACUUAACCCCCGUGUACAGGAAUACUACCAUCAGUAGCAUCAAUGUGCUAGAAUACGUCCUCAUAUUGUCCUUAUCGAGCUCCACUGCUGAGCUUGAUGCUUCAGCUAUUACUCUAUGCUGCUUUAUAAAUAAAUUAUUCUAACAGCA